Molecule: messenger RNA, 1978 nt
Organism: Bubalus bubalis (water buffalo)
Lineage: Eukaryota; Metazoa; Chordata; Mammalia; Artiodactyla; Bovidae
Gene: RSRC2
Product: arginine and serine rich coiled-coil 2
Exons: 10
Coding region: 266-1513 (415 amino acids)
Source: RefSeq, a predicted model, not a curated record
ACAGAAACUCUUAUCCCCACCCCUUUUCCUCCCAGCAAGCUGUGCUGUGCGCCGGGCCUUUCCCCCCUUUGUGCCAUCCGGGUCUCUUGCGCGAGCGAUUCAGUCCGUGGCGAAGCGUCGAAGCGGCCAGUACUGUGAAAGUGGCAAGUGGAGGCGCCGCCGUUGCGGCCAAGACUCUGGACUAUGGCGGCUAGUGACACAGAACGAGAUGGACUAGCCCCAGAAAAAACAUCCCCAGAUACAGAUAAGAAAAAAGAGCAGUCCGAUGUAUCUGUUUCUCCUAGAGCCUCAAAACAUCAUUAUUCAAGAUCACGGUCAAGGUCAAGAGAAAGAAAACGAAAGUCAGAUAAUGAAGGAAGAAAACACAGGAGCCGGAGCAGAAGCAAAGAGAACCAACUUCUUCUUAAAACAGGCAAGAAGACAUGAAUCCAAAGAUAAGUCGUCUAAGAAACACAAGUCUGAGGAACAUAAUGACAAAGAACAUUCUUCUGAUAAAGGAAGAGAGCGGCUAAAUUCAUCUGAAAAUGGUGAGGACAGACACAAACGCAAAGAAAGAAAAUCAUCAAGAGGCAGAAGUCACUCAAGGUCUAGGUCUCGUGAAAGGCGUCAUCGUAGUAGAAGCAGAGAGCGGAAGAAGUCAAGAUCCAGGAGUAGGGAUAGGAAGAAGUCAAGAUCCAGAAGCAGAGAGAGGAAGAAAUCACGGUCCAGAAGCAGGGAUAGAAAACGUCGGAUCCGAUCUCGUUCCCGCUCAAGAUCAAGACACAGGCAUAGGAGUAGAAGCAGGAGUAGGACAAGGAGUAGAAGUCGAGAUAGGAAGAAGAGAAUUGAAAAACCAAGAAGAUUUAGCAGAAGUUUAAGCCGAACUCCUAGUCCACCUCCCUUUAGAGGCAGAAACACAGCAAUGGAUGCACAAGAAGCUUUAGCUCGGAGGUUGGAAAGGGCAAAGAAAUUACAAGAACAGAGAGAAAAGGAAAUGGUUGAGAAACAAAAACAACAGGAAAUAGCUGCAGCAGCUGCUGCUACUGGAGGUUCUGUUCUCAAUGUUGCUGCCCUCUUGGCGUCAGGAACACAAGUAACUCCUCAGAUAGCUAUGGCAGCUCAGAUGGCAGCCUUGCAGGCGAAAGCUUUGGCAGAGACCGGAAUAGCUGUACCUAGCUAUUACAACCCAGCAGCUGUGAAUCCAAUGAAAUUUGCUGAACAAGAGAAAAAAAGGAAAAUGCUAUGGCAAGGCAAGAAAGAAGGAGACAAAUCCCAGUCUGCUGAAAUAUGGGAGAAAUUGAAUUUUGGAAACAAGGACCAAAACGUCAAAUUUAGGAAAUUAAUGGGUAUUAAGAGUGAAGAUGAAGCUGGAUGUAGCUCUGUUGAUGAAGAAAGUUACAAGACACUGAAACAGCAGGAAGAAGUAUUUAGAAAUCUAGAUGCUCAGUAUGAAAUGGCAAGAUCACAAACCCACACACAGAGAGGAAUGGGUUUGGGGUUCACCUCAUCAAUGCGAGGAAUGGACACGGUUUGAAGACCACACUAUACUGGGGACUCUUACAGACUGGUUCUGAUGCCAGGUCCUUGAUCACCGAACAGCUGGCAUUCUAGCGUGCAUGGGCGUUGCAUUGACUUUAAUUUAUUGAAAAAUAUGAUUUUUUUGUAAAUAUCAGAUCAGUGAUACUGGUGUUAGUGUUGUAAUCAGGUUAAACCCACUUCCAUUAAACUUGACAGGACUAUAGAAGGACAAUAUUUUUUAGUUCAUGAAUUCUACUUUUCAAAUAUAUAAAAGCUGCAGGUGGGAUAAAUAUCUCAUACAUGAAUUUUUGGUGUCCGCUGUCUUGUGUACUUUUUGUACUUAACCUUGUACAGUUAUUUUCAUCUCUUGAAACAUGAAAGAAAUGUUAUGUAGAUGUUCUUUAGAAGAUCUGGCCAUUUGGUACAUAAUCCAGCACAAAUAAAGCUGGGUGGUAAUGAUAAUAAAAUUGGUUUUUCUCAA